CACUGGAUACGCUUUAACUUUACCACGGCAAAAUGUCAAACUUGUCAACGAUGCACAUGUUUCGGAGAAGUCCGCCCGCACGCGCUUAGCACUGCAAUCCCACUGUAAAAUGCAAGAAUCCUGUAGUGCUCCAAGCGCAGAUGGAGCCCAGUCAACCUCCUGGGAGUUUAUACCUCCCGAGCUCCAGCAGCGCAUCGCUUCCUUCUUGCCCUCGCGCAACUAUGUAUCAUGCACGCUGCGCCUGAUAAACAAGCAGACCAAAGCAGCGUUUCCAAAUGCCGUCCGGAUACGACUCAGCCGCCCUGUUCCGCACCACGCCUUUCUCUCUCGAUGGUGCCAGCCCGACGUCUUGCGCACGCUGCCGCUCAAAACGCGCCGCCAGCUGCUCUGCCUCACUGCCGCCUCCGGAGACGUCCAAAACCUGGACGCCGCGCUCUUCGCCCUGGGCUGCCUGCCCACGUUCACCGACGUGGCGGCAGCGGCAGCAGCCGCCGGCGCCCUGCCCGCCCUGCGGUUGCUCGCCUCCCGCGGCUGCUGCCUCGAGGGCAGCAGUAGCAGCCGCAGCGGCUACGGCGGCCGUAGCUACGUGUUGGCGGCGGCGGCGGCGGCGGGCCGACGGGACGUGUGUGCCUGGCUGCUUGAGGAGGCGGGCGUGGGCUGGAGCCGGGAUGUGGUGUUGGCGGCCGUCCAGGCCGGACACACCGCCACCGCCGCCUGGCUCAAGGCCUGGCCCAACUCGCACCAGGCCGGCUGUAGCAACGCCAACAACAGUGGCAGUAGCAGCCGCAGCAGCGGCAGGACAGGCGGCGGCAGUAGCCCUAGCCCCGCAGCAGGGGCAGGCGCAGGCGCAGGCGGCUCCGCCGGAGCUGCCACGGCCACCGCUGGGGCUGCUACAGCCGCCGCCGCAGCUGCUACCGCCUACGCCGCGGCAGUAGCAGCGCUGUACCAUGAGGAUCCCUGCGGCCCCAGCUACGGCCCCGGUGUGCGCAGCUGGGAUCCGGAGACGCCGGCGGUGCGGGCCAUCACACUGCUGAGGGCGGCGGCGGAGGGCGGCAGCGCUAAGGAGCUGAGGGCGGCUUACGCCUCCCUGUGGGCCGUGGCAGGCUUCGCGCCGCCACCGCCUCUGCCAGUGGUGAUGGGCGCCGGAGGCUUGUUGAAUGGGGCUGGGGCGUUGGGACUGGACGGGGCGGCGGCGGAUACUGAGGAGGAGGAGGCGGCAUGGGCAGCGGAGGCGGAGGCGGAGUGGCAGCUGCAGCAGGAGCUAGGGCUGGGGCUGGGGCCGCAGGGGGAGGAGGAGUACGAGUAUGAGAUGGUGAUGGCGCGCCGGUCCAUUCUGGCUGCCGCCGCCGCCAGCCCCACGCCCGACUGGCGGGCCAAGGUGCUGUGGCUGCGCCGCCGCCUGCGCUUCCCAGCAGACAGCGCCGCGGUGGCCGCCGUUGACGGCUGCGCGCGCCGCCGCCGCCGCCCGCCACGCUGCUACAGCGGCAGUACCGGCGGCGGCGCUGACGGGAGCGGGCGUGGCGGCGUGGAGGCGGCGGGGGGCGGUGCGGUGGUGGCGGGGGGAGGCGGGUUCGCAUGUGGCACGCCUGAUGUGGUCGCAGGGGCCCUUGGCGGGGUCCGCCAUUAUGAUGCCGUGGCGGCGGAGGAGGAGGCGAUGAACGCUGCAACCCUGCCAGAGGACAAGCCUCAUCAUCAGCAGCAGCAGCAGCAGCAGCAGCAGCAGCAGCAGCAACAGCAGCAGGCGGAGGAGGCAUCAGCGGCCGCAAGGCUGGAGUUCCUACAUCAGCAGCUGGGCUGUACACUGAGCACGGGCACGUUGUACGGGGCGGCGCUGGCGGGCGACGUACCCGCUCUGUCGUACAUCGCGGCGGCGGCGCCGGACGUUGUACGGCUGUACGGCGGGACGCACGUGCACGACAUUGACAUCGCCUCCGCCGCCACCGCCGCCGCGGGCGGGGGUCACCUGCACGUGCUGCGGUGGAUGGCGGCGCGCGCGGAGGCGGAGGAGGAGGAGGAGGAGGCUGUAGCAGCCGCGGAGGCAGCCGCGGAGGCAGCCACGGAAGCGGCAGUAGCAGCAGGAGAUGUUGCGGGCCCAGGAGGGAAGGUGGCCCAAGGCGGACACGCUGAAAGCGUGGAAGGUGGUGGUGGGGUGGUUGCCGCUGACGCGCUGUCGCACGCAGGCGACUGGCUGCGGCCGCAGCAGGCGAUGGCGGCGGCUGCGCGCGGCGGCCACCUCCACGUGAUGCGCUGGCUAGUGGACCAGCACCACCGCGCCCUUCAGCGCCGAGACAAGACCGGGGGCGGGGGCGGGGGCUGUGGGGAUGUCAGCGAGCUGAAGGACGACAUUGUGUUUCGCACGGCCGUGCCGGCGGUUGCCGCCGCACACGGCGUGGCUGGCCUGGAGUGGCUUCACGACUGGUACGGCACUGGGAAACAACAGGGGAAGCCGCUGACGGCGCCGGCGACUGGUGGAGGCGCCGAGGCAGUAGCAGCCGGCAGUAGCAGUAGCAGGAGCAACAGUGCAUGGAGCGGCAGCGGAAGCAGCAGCGGCAGUAGCAGGCAUGUGAGCAGGGGCGCCGCGUACGCGGGCUGCGGCUGUUACUGCGACGAGAAGGCGUUUGUGGGUGUGGCGGAGGCGGGGUGCGCGGCGGCGCUGGAGUGGAUGGUGGCGCAUGGCUGCCCCAUGCCGUCCGACGGGGAGCCCUACGUGCACGCGGCCCGACUGGGCGACAUGCACACGCUGGCGGCGCUGCGGCGGCUGGGCUGCGGCUGGGGCGGCAGCGGCACCUUCCAGCGCGUGCUCAACAAACUGCUUGGCACAGCGGGACUGCCCGCCCACCGCAUUGUGGUGAGGCGGCGGCGGCAGCAGGCGGGGCCGGCGGCGGCAGCUGGGGCGGGCGGUGGGGGUGGGGGUGGGGGUGGUGGGUGGGGCCCGGUGGAGCGGCGCGUGGAGCUGGUGCUGGAGGGUGGCGGCAGCGGCGAGGGAGGGAGCGCUGGUCGCUGGGGCGAGGGCGGCUUUCGCGUGAGGCUGCAGGCGCUACAGCUCGCUACUGCCGAGUUUGGUGGCGGCGACGACGGCGGCGGGAGUCCCGGCGCUGCUGCAGCCACAACGGUUACCACGGCUACACCGGCUCAGCCUGCUCCGGAGGUGCCGGUGCCGCCUCGGCGGUGGACCUUUGCGACGCUGCCGGCGCUGCUGCACCCGCUGCUGUGGCUGCUGCGGGAGGGCUGCCCGGUCAACUGGGUGCUGGCGGGCGCGGUGGCGAGGGCGCAGCAGCAGCGCGCCGCGGCGGAGGCGGCGGCGGCGGCGGCGGCGGCGGAGCAGCAGGGCAAUGGCGGCGGCACUGGCGGGCACGGCGGCCCCGGCAGCAGUGGCAGUAGCGCCUGGGGUAGGGCGGGGGCUGCGGGCUCGGCAGUAGCAGGCGCGGGUGCGGGUGUGGGUGCGGCCGGCGCUGGGGGUCAGGCGGAGGGCGGGGCUGUCACGCAGGACGAGGAGGACGAGAAGGAGGAGGUGGCACUGGACUUGUUUCAGGUGAUUUCGGAGCUGUUGGCUGAGUGGCAGCCCGCGCGGCCGCCGCCACUAGGCGCGGGCGUGGGGCCGGCCUGGGGCGCCGCGCCGUAGCUGCGGGGGGGGGGGGGGGGGAGUGACCCGUGGGGUGGUGACCGGCGUGGCGGCCUUCCAGACACGCCGCGCCGAUGAAGGCCCGGUUAGCUCAUUGCUGAAGCUCGGUACAUAACAGC
Molecule: messenger RNA, 3741 nt
Organism: Chlamydomonas reinhardtii
Lineage: Eukaryota; Viridiplantae; Chlorophyta; Chlorophyceae; Chlamydomonadales; Chlamydomonadaceae
Exons: 3
Coding region: 110-3622 (1170 amino acids)
Biological process (GO): sphingolipid catabolic process; ceramide biosynthetic process
Cellular component (GO): endoplasmic reticulum; cell periphery; membrane
Molecular function (GO): glycerophospholipase activity
Source: RefSeq, a predicted model, not a curated record